This is a messenger RNA of Syzygium oleosum, 650 nucleotides long. RefSeq names its product dirigent protein 22-like. The coding region runs from base 59 to 601 and encodes 180 amino acids. Lineage: Eukaryota; Viridiplantae; Streptophyta; Magnoliopsida; Myrtales; Myrtaceae. The record is from RefSeq and is a predicted model, not a curated record. The transcript has a single exon.
UAUUUCUCUUCCUCGGUCACUACGUCUAGCCUAUCGCUCCCUUCCCAAUCCCCACGCCAUGGCCUUAACCCUAACCAAGCUCCUUCUCUUCUCAUUCCUUAUUUCUUCCGUCGUACUCGCCACGAAAUCCGAACUCCUAACCUCUAAGCGCGAGAAGCUCACUCGCUUCCACCUCUACGUGCAGGUAAAAACCACCGGGAGCAACGCCACCGUCACAAUCGUAGCCCAGGCAUCAACAACCAACCAGUCCGCCACGUCAUUUGGUCUAGUAGACGUUUUUGACAAUGCGUUGACCGCGGGCCACGAGAUGAGCUCGAAGAACGUGGGUAGGGUACAGGGCAUGGAGGCGUUCGCAUCCCAAAGCGAGGUGGCCUUGUCGACAUUCCAGAACUUCGUGUUCACGGAGGGGAAGUACAACGGGAGCAGUUUGACUGUUGUGGGGAGGAACGUGCUGUCGUUGAAGGUGAGGGAAAUGCCUAUCGUCGGCGGAACUGGUGUGUUUCGGAUGGCCCGAGGUUAUGCUCAGACCAGCACUUACUUGUCGGACCUGAAGAAUGGACUCCUCGUUGUUGUGUAUGAUUUCUUUGUGUACCACUAUUGACGGUUUAAAAACCUUGUGUUUUUGUUUUCUGGUUUUUGUGAGAAAGCUA